Messenger RNA from Acipenser ruthenus (sterlet), 1257 nucleotides. Its product is annotated as dolichyldiphosphatase 1-like. NCBI's taxonomy places the organism in Eukaryota, Metazoa, Chordata, Actinopteri, Acipenseriformes, Acipenseridae. Gene Ontology annotation, biological process: protein N-linked glycosylation; lipid biosynthetic process. The transcript has 8 exons. The record is from RefSeq and is a predicted model, not a curated record. Gene Ontology annotation, molecular function: dolichyldiphosphatase activity. Gene Ontology annotation, cellular component: intracellular membrane-bounded organelle; endoplasmic reticulum membrane. The coding region runs from base 134 to 850 and encodes 238 amino acids.
UCCGAGACAGGUUUAGUGUGCUUUACCGUGAAUGGUCCGCUUGCCGGUUUGAAACAGCAUUUUCUGAUUGGAUUAGUCUACUUGGGCGUUGCAUUCUGAUUGGUCAGUUGCUUGCUCCCGGUAUCCGGGUAAGAUGGCGACGGUAGAUGAGUGUACGGCCAGUGCUCCAUGGCGGUCGGUUUCCCUAACACACGUCGAGUAUCCCACAGGUGACUUCACAGGCCAGCUCCUCGCAUAUUCAAGUCUCUUGCCAGUCUUCAUUCUCGUGGGCUUUGUAACACUCAUUGUUUUUAAGAGAGAAUUGCACACUAUAUCAUUCUUUGGAGGGCUGGUGCUCAAUGAGGGAGUAAACUGGUUGUUGAAGAACAUAUUUCGGGAGCCCAGACCAUGUCGAGGUGCUCAUGCCACACUCACUACAGAGUAUGGGAUGCCCUCCAGUCACUCCCAGUUCAUCUGGUUUUUCUUUAUGUACUCUUUCCUCUUUCUUUAUUUUAGAAUGCAUCAAACUAACAAUGCCAGGUGUCUUGAGCUGCUGUGGAGACACAUUCUGUCUACCUGUUUGCUAAGUGUGUCAGCCUUCGUUUCAUACAGCAGAGUGUAUUUGCUGUACCACUCCUGGAGUCAAGUUAUAAAUGGAGGGGUAGCAGGGAGUAUCAUGGCAGUAGCCUGGUUUAUCUUCACACAGGAGUUGCUUACUCCACUCUUUCCCAAGAUAGCAGCGUGGCCCAUUUCUGAGUUUUUCCUAAUCCGGGACACAAGCCUCAUUCCGAACAUUCUGUGGUUUGAGUACACAGUAACACGAGCAGAAGCUAGAAACAGACAACGAAAGCUGGGAACAAAACUGCAGUGAUUUUUCCCGAAGUUCCUUGUUUUAACUUGGAAAGGACCACACACACUGGAAAACCUGGACUGACCAAUGAGAGAGGGGGUACCAUUUCACAGACGGACCAAAGGAAAUGCUGGGACUGACCUGCAGCCUGAAGGAGCCAAUGGGCUUGCAUCUGGUGCUUGCGCAGCUUGCUAAUUGCUCCCUGAUGCAUGUGUGACCGUGCAGGAGUCUGACAAUUUUUUUUAAUUUUUUUUUUUUUUUAAUUAAAUCUAUUUUAAUCACAAACGCACGUUGGCAGUAAAACAUAGUAAAAGAAAAGUACUUUGCAGUGUGUAUCAGAAUUUGGGAGCAAAAGAAAAAUGGAACUGUGGGGUUGAUUUCAUUACUAUCAUUGGCAUGAAAUUAGUAUUUUUUUUUUUUUUUUUUUU